ACACGCCGCACGGACGCAGCCGGCGGAGCCCGAACACAACAACAGCCACCCAGUACGGUGUCCUCUGGUAGAAAGCUCACGAGUCAAACUAGCGCUGUACGAUGACAGACAGCCUGCAGAGAUUGAUGAAUAUAGAUUAAGUGGCGCAGAAAUCGAAAACACCCGGCCGUCGACAUGGUGGUCAUGUCGGGCACAGCCACCGUGCUGCAGCAGUUCGUCAGCGGGCUGAAGAGUCGGAAUGAAGACACCAGAGCCAAGUCUGCCAAGGACUUGCAGCAUUACGUGACCACAGAGCUCAGAGAGUUGAGCCAGGACGAAGCCACUACGUUCUACGAUGAGUUGAACCACCACAUCUUCGAGCUGGUGUCCAGCUCUGAUGUGAACGAGAAGAAAGGAGGAAUUCUCGCCAUCGUGAGUCUGAUCGGCGUGGAGGGAGGCAACGCCACCAGGAUCAGCCGCUUCGCCAACUACCUGCGAAACCUGCUGCCCUCCAGCGACCCCGUCGUCAUGGAGAUGGCGUCCAAGGCCAUGGGACACCUGUCCAUGGCGGGGGACACCUUCACGGCCGAGUACGUGGAGUUCGAGGUGAAGCGGGCGCUGGAGUGGCUCGGAGCGGACCGCAACGAGGGCCGCCGCCACGCCGCCGUGCUGGUGCUGCGGGAGCUGGCGGUCAGCGCCCCCACCUUCUUCUUCCAGCAGGUGCAGCCCUUCUUCGACAACAUCUUCUACGCCGUGUGGGACCCCAAGCAGGCCAUCCGCGAGGGGGCCGUGUCGGCCCUGCGCGCCUGCCUCAUCCUCACCACCCAGCGCGAGACCAAGGAGAUGCAGAAGCCCCAGUGGUACAAGCAAACGUUCGAGGAGGCGGAGAAGGGCUUCGACGAGACGCUGGUGAAGGAGAAGGGCAUGAACCGCGAGGACCGCGUCCACGGGGCGCUGCUCAUCCUCAACGAGCUGGUCCGCAUCAGCAGCAUGGAGGGGGAGCGCAUGCGUGAGGAGAUGGAGGAGAUCACGCAGCAGCAGCUGGUCCACGACAAGUACUGCAAGGAGAUGAUGGGCUUCGGCACCAAGCCGCGCCACAUCACGCCCUUCACCAGCUUCCAGUCGGUGCAGCCGCAGCAGACCAACGCCCUGCUGGGGCUGCUGGGCUACAGCUCCCCCCAGGGGUUCCUCAGCUUCGGGGCCACGCCCACCGUCGCCAAGAACUCCCUGGUGGAGAGCCGCUACUGCCGCGAGCUGAUGGAGGAGCGCUUCGACCAGGUGUGCCGCUGGGUGCUGAAGUACCGGACAACCAAGAACCCUCUGAUCCAGAUGACCAUACUGAACCUGCUGCCCCGCCUCGCUGCCUUCAAGCCAAUCUCCUUCACAGACCAGUACCUGGCGGACACCAUGGGCUACCUGCUGGCCUGCCUGAAGAAGGAGAAGGAGCGCACCGCCGCCUUCCAGGCCCUGGGGCUGCUGGUGGUGGCCGUCAGGGUGGAGAUCCAGCCCUACCUCUCCAGGGUGCUGGAGAUCAUCAAGGCCGCGCUGCCGCCCAAGGACUUCGCCCACAAGAGGCAGAAGACCAUGCAGGUGGACGCCACGGUGUUCACGUGCAUCAGCAUGCUGUCCCGGGCGCUGGGCCCCAGCAUCCAGCCCGACAUCAAGGAGCUGCUGGAGCCCAUGCUGGCCGUGGGUCUCAGCCCGGCCCUGACGGCGGUGCUGUACGAUCUGAGCCGGCAGAUCCCCCAGCUGAAGAAGGACAUCCAGGACGGCCUGCUGAAGAUGCUGUCCCUGGUGCUGAUGCACAAGCCGCUGCGCCACCCGGGCAUGCCCAAGGGCCUGGCCCACCAGCUGGCCUCGCCCAGCCUCACCAACAUCCCCGAGGCCAGCGACGUGGGCAGCAUCACCCUGGCCCUGCGCACCCUGGGCAGCUUCGAGUUCGAGGGGCACUCGCUCACCCAGUUCGUGCGGCACUGCGCAGACCACUUCCUGAACAGCGAGCACAAGGAGGUCCGCAUGGAGGCGGCGCGCACCUGCUCGCGCCUGCUCAGCCCCUCGGUGCACCUGAUCAGCGGCCACGUGGUCAGCCAGACGGCCGUGCAGGUGGUGGCCGACGUGCUCAGCAAGCUGCUGGUGGUGGGCAUCACCGACCCAGACCCGGACAUCCGCUACUGCGUGCUGGCCUCCCUGGACGAGCGCUUCGACGCCCACCUGGCGCAGGCGGAGAACCUGCAGGCCCUGUUCGUGGCGCUGAACGACGAGGUGUUUGAGAUCCGGGAGCUGGCCAUCUGCACCAUCGGACGCCUCAGCAGCAUGAACCCUGCCUUCGUCAUGCCCUUCCUCCGCAAGAUGCUGAUCCAGAUCCUGACGGAGCUGGAGCACAGCGGCGUGGGCCGCAACAAGGAGCAGAGCGCCCGCAUGCUGGGACACCUGGUCUCCAACGCGCCCCGCCUCAUACGCCCGUACAUGGAGCCCAUCCUCAAGGCUCUGAUCCUGAAGCUGAAGGACCCGGACCCCAACCCCGGGGUGGUCAUCAGCGUGCUGGCCACCAUCGGAGAGCUGGCGCAGGUGAGUGGACUGGAGAUGAGGAAGUGGAUGGACGAGCUGUUCCCCAUCAUCAUGGACAUGCUGCAGGACUCCUCCUCCCUGGCCAAGAGACAGGUGGCGCUGUGGACGCUGGGCCAGCAGGUGGCCAGCACGGGCUACGUGGUGGAGCCCUACCGCAAGUACCCCUCCCUGCUCGAGGUCCUGCUCAACUUCCUCAAGACGGAGCAGAACCAGGGCAUCCGCAGAGAGGCCAUCCGUGUGCUGGGCUUGCUUGGCGCUCUGGACCCCUACAAGCACAAGGUCAACAUCGGCAUGAUCGACCAAUCGCGCGACGCCUCCGCCGUCAGCCUCUCCGAGUCCAAGACCAGCCAGGACUCCGCGGACUACAGCACCAGCGAGAUGCUGGUGAACAUGGGCAACCUGCCCCUGGACGAGUUUUACCCGGCGGUCGCCAUGGUGACCCUGAUGCGCAUCCUCCGGGACCCCUCGCUCUCCAACCACCACACCAUGGUGGUGCAGGCCGUCACCUUCAUCUUCAAGUCGCUGGGCCUCAAGUGUGUGCAGUUCCUGCCGCAGGUCAUGCCCACCUUCCUCAACGUCAUCCGGGUGUGCGACGCCAGCAUCCGAGAGGUAGGGGGCGCCACUGGGGGUUGGAAGGUAUUGUACCGCCAGCCAGGUGUGAGUGGGGUUAGCCGUUACAAACCGUUUGAUAUUGUGUUUGUGUGGCUGAGGUUCUACCUGUGUUUUUGUGUGUUUUCUCAAUGCAUCGUUCUUUUGUGUGUGUGUGUGUGUGUGUGUGUGUGCGUGCGUGCGCAGGGCUACACCCUGGCCGAGGAGGAGGAGAACCCCCUGGUGUUCCAGCACCGGCAUCUCCGCGGUAACCAGGGCGACACGCUGGCCAGCGGGCCGGUGGAGCCGGGGCCCAUGAAGAAGCUCCACGUCAGCACCACCGCCCUGCAGAAGGCUUGGGGGGCCGCCCGGAAGGUGUCCAAGGACGACUGGCUGGAGUGGCUGAGGAGGCUGAGCGUGGUGCUGCUGAAGGAGUCGUCCUCCCCGGCACUCCGCUCCUGCUGGUCCCUGGCCCAGACCUACAUCCCCCUGGCCAGGGACCUGUUCAACGCGGCGUUCCUGUCCUGCUGGUCGGAGCUGAGCGAGGACCAGCAGGACGAGCUGAUCCGCAGCAUCGAGCUGGCUCUCACCUCCCAGGACAUCGCUGAGGUCACCCAGACGCUGCUCAACCUGGCCGAGUUCAUGGAGCACAGCGACAAGGGCCCGCUGCCCCUGAGGGACGAUAAUGGCAUCGUGCUGCUGGGGGAGAGGGCUGCCAAGUGCCGGGCCUACGCCAAGGCCCUCCACUACAAAGAGCUGGAGUUCCAGAAGGGGCCCUCGCCCCUCAUCCUGGAGGCCCUCAUCAGCAUCAACAACAAGCUGCAGCAGCCUGAGGCGGCGUCUGGGGUGCUGGACUACGCCAUGAAGCACUUCGGCGAGCUGGAGAUCCAGGCCACCUGGUACGAGAAGCUCCACGAGUGGGAGGACGCGCUCCUGGCGUACGGCAAGAAGAUCGAGCUGGCCAAGGAGGAGCCGGACCUCAUCCUGGGACGCAUGCGCUGCCUGGAGGCCCUGGGGGAAUGGGGCCAGCUGCACCAGCAAUGCUGUGAGGAGUGGACGCUGGUCAGCGAGGAGACGCAGGCCAAGAUGGCUCGCAUGGCUGCGGCCGCCGCGUGGGGGCUAGGCCACUGGGACAGCAUGGAGGAAUACACAUGCAUGAUCCCUAGAGACACGCACGACGGAGCCUUCUACAGAGCCGUCUUAGCCCUGCAUCAGGACCUCUUCUCAUUGGCCCAGCAGUGCAUCGAUAAGGCCAGAGACCUGCUGGAUGCGGAGCUGACAGCCAUGGCCGGGGAGAGCUACAGUCGGGCCUACGGGGUGAGUUCUGCCCGCCAGACACCGACCCACCGACCCCUCAUCCUCUCUGUUGCCGGACUGAUGGGGGGUGGCUACGCCUCGCCUGUUGAGGUGAUGGAUGCAGGCCGGGUCGGACCCCACGCUCUGCUAUGGACGGCCCGCCACCAGGUGCUUCAUCUGGGCUGGGGAUCCAAGAACCAGCUCCGAGUGGCUUACAGGAAGUGCUCAUCACACAGAGUGUGGAUGUCUCCCUCCAGGUGCUUCCUGAAGCUGGGCGAGUGGCAGCUCAGCCUUCAGGGCAUCAACGAGAGCACCAUCCCCAAGGUGCUGCAGUACUACAGCCACUCCACCGAGCACGACCGCAACUGGUACAAGGCGUGGCAUGCGUGGGCGGUGAUGAACUUCGAGGCGGUGCUGCACUACAAGCACCAGAGCGCCGGCCGCGACGACAAGAAGAAGGUGCGGCACGCCAGCGGCGCCAGCGAGGCCAGCAACAGCGACAGCGAGGCGGAGGGCGGCGAGCACAGCCCCGCCCCCUCGCCCAGCCAGAGGAAGGUCGGCGAGGACCUGUCCAAGACUCUGCUGCUGUACACGGUGCCUGCAGUCCAGGGCUUCUUCCGCUCCAUCUCCCUGUCCCGGGGGAACAACCUCCAGGACACCCUCAGGGUGCUCACUCUGUGGUUCGACUACGGCCACUGGCCUGAUGUGAACGAGGCUCUGGUGGAGGGCAUCAAGACCAUCCAGAUAGACACCUGGUUACAGGUCAUCCCUCAGCUGAUCGCCCGCAUCGACACGCCCCGCGCCCUGGUGGGACGCCUCAUCCACCAGCUGCUCACCGACAUCGGACGCUACCACCCCCAGGCGUUGAUCUACCCGCUCACCGUGGCCUCUAAGUCCACCACCACCGCCCGCCACAACGCGGCCAACAAGAUCCUGAAGAACAUGUGUGAGCACUGCAACACGCUGGUGCAGCAGGCCAUCAUGGUGAGCGAGGAGCUGAUCCGGGUGGCCAUCUUGUGGCACGAGAUGUGGCACGAGGGCCUGGAGGAGGCCUCACGCCUCUACUUCGGCGAGCGCAACGUCAAGGGCAUGUUCGCCGUGCUGGAGCCCCUCCACGCCAUGAUGGAGCGCGGCCCGCAGACCCUCAAGGAGACCUCCUUCAACCAGGCGUACGGGCGGGACCUGAUGGAGGCGCAGGACUGGUGCAGGAAGUACAUGCGCUCGGGCAACGUGAAGGACCUGACGCAGGCCUGGGACCUCUACUACCACGUCUUCAGACGCAUCUCCAAGCAGCUCCCCCAGCUGACGUCCCUGGAGCUGCAGUACGUCUCCCCCAAGCUGCUGAUGUGCCGGGACCUGGAGCUGGCCGUGCCCGGGACCUACGACCCCAACCAGCCCAUCGUCCGCAUCCAGUCCAUCGCCGCCUCCCUGCAGGUCAUCACCUCCAAGCAGAGGCCCCGCAAGCUCACCAUCAUGGGCAGCAACGGUUGCGAGUUCAUGUUCCUGCUCAAGGGCCACGAGGACCUAAGGCAGGAUGAGAGGGUGAUGCAGUUGUUUGGUCUGGUGAACACAUUACUGGCCAAUGACCCCGCCUCCCUGCGCAAGAACCUCAGCAUUCAGCGCUACGCCGUCAUCCCGCUGUCCACCAACUCCGGUCUGAUUGGCUGGGUGCCCCACUGCGACACGCUGCACGCGCUCAUCAGGGACUACCGCGAGAAGAAGAAGAUCCUGCUCAACAUCGAGCACCGCAUCAUGCUGCGGAUGGCGCCGGACUACGACCACCUGACGCUGAUGGAGAAGGUGGAGGUGUUCGAGCACGCGGUCAAUAACACGGCCGGAGACGACCUGGCCAAGCUGCUGUGGCUGAAGAGCCCCAGCUCUGAGGUGUGGUUCGACCGGAGGACCAACUACACCCGCUCCCUGGCGGUCAUGUCCAUGGUGGGCUACAUCCUGGGACUGGGGGACAGGCAUCCGUCUAACCUCAUGUUGGACCGACUCAGCGGGAAGAUCCUCCACAUCGACUUUGGGGACUGUUUCGAGGUCGCCAUGACCAGGGAGAAGUUCCCAGAGAAGAUCCCGUUCCGGCUGACCCGGAUGCUGACCAACGCCAUGGAGGUGACGGGUCUGGACGGUAACUACCGCAUCACGUGCCACACGGUGAUGCAGGUCCUCCGGGAGCACCGGGACAGCGUCAUGGCCGUGCUGGAGGCCUUCGUCUACGACCCGCUGCUCAACUGGAGGCUCAUGGACACCAACACCAAAGGAAACAAGCGCUCCCGAACCCGGACCGACUCCUACACCGCCGGCCAGUCAGUGGAGGCUCUGGAAGGUAUCGACCUGGGAGAGACCACCCAUAAGAAAGCAGGGACCACCGUGCCGGAGUCCAUCCACUCCUUCAUCGGGGAUGGGCUGGUGCAGCCUGAGGCUCUGAACAAGAAGGCCAUCCAGAUCAUCAACCGGGUCCGAGACAAACUGACAGGGCGGGACUUCUCCCACGACGAGACCCUGGACGUGCCCACCCAGGUGGAGCUGCUCAUCAAGCAGGCCACCAGCCACGAGAACCUGUGCCAGUGCUACAUCGGCUGGUGUCCAUUUUGGUAAAAGGCGUUUUCCGGCGGCGAGUCGCUCCUAUUGGAGCAGAGCGAGAGGAGUCAGCGGAGAGGCGGGGCUUCCACCGCGGCGGCGGCCGGCUGAACAUCCAACUCUCCCGCUCUUCAUUGUUGCCGUUACUUUUAUUAGUAUCAGACAUUUUUAUCUUAUCUUACGACGGCCAGGGUCGCCUCUGAGCUAACCCGGUUAGCAUUAGCUUUAGCCCCUCCGCGCUUCCUCACGGGGUUGUCGACGGCAACGCUGUCCCACGCCGGGGCUGACCACGCCUCCCUCGCCACGCCGCCCAGAGCUCCUCCCACACACACACACACACACACCACCCCCCUGUUGUAUGUUAUUGUGUAUU
Gadus macrocephalus (Pacific cod) is the source of this 7387-nucleotide messenger RNA. RefSeq names its product mechanistic target of rapamycin kinase (gene mtor). The record is from RefSeq and is a predicted model, not a curated record. NCBI's taxonomy places the organism in Eukaryota, Metazoa, Chordata, Actinopteri, Gadiformes, Gadidae. The transcript is spliced from 50 exons. Gene Ontology annotation, molecular function: protein serine/threonine kinase activity; protein-containing complex binding; protein binding. Gene Ontology annotation, biological process: negative regulation of macroautophagy; protein phosphorylation; TOR signaling. The coding region runs from base 175 to 7032 and encodes 2285 amino acids. Gene Ontology annotation, cellular component: nucleus; TORC2 complex; TORC1 complex.